This is a messenger RNA of Chenopodium quinoa (quinoa), 1074 nucleotides long. RefSeq lists its product as uncharacterized. The transcript is spliced from 3 exons. The coding region runs from base 1 to 1074 and encodes 357 amino acids. NCBI's taxonomy places the organism in Eukaryota, Viridiplantae, Streptophyta, Magnoliopsida, Caryophyllales, Amaranthaceae. The record is from RefSeq and is a predicted model, not a curated record. Gene Ontology annotation, molecular function: catalytic activity.
AUGACCACUCUUACUUCUAUCCCUGUUUCUAUGGAAGAAAGACUACCUAAUUUGGCUCCGGACUCUUUACCUAUCACCUGCUUAAAACGCACAUGGGAGGGGAUCAAGCUCUUAAGAUUUUCUUCCAUUCUCGGUUAUUCUGGUCAUUCAAGAGUUGAUGCCAUGGGUUUUAGCGGUGGAAUUUGGGUGUACUGGCGGCCUGAGUUUGUCACUGCUAUUUAUGCGAGCCCUGACCCAUUGAAAAGAAGGGAAUUGUGGGAGGAUCUUAAGAAGUUUGCGACUUCUCAUAACAAACCUUGGAUGCUGGCUGGUGACUUUAAUGAUACAAGGUUCCCUUCCGAAAGAAAUAGUUCCUGUUUCGAAACCACGAGAAGGUCUGAAAAAUUUAAUGCGUGGAUUGAGGAUAUGGACUUAUUAGAGGUUGAAUUCUCCGGAGCAGCUCAUACUUGGGCGCGUGGUUUAAAUCCUGAAACAAGGAGGAGUGGUCGGCUAGAUCGAGCACUAUGCAAUGAACAUUGGGCUUUGAGAUUUGAGAAGGCUUCCAUGAAACAUAUAUCGGCAGUUUACUCGGAUCAUUGCCCAAUAUUUAUUUCUCCGAAUGGAUUCGCUCCCCUCCAAUCUCUUCACCGUCCAUUCAAAUUUCAAGCAUCCUGGCUCUUACACGAAAAAUUCCAGAAUUUUGUCAAAGACAAAUGGGAAGAAAACAGUCCCCUCAUGCCUGCUCUUUCUAAACUCUCUAGCGAUUUGCAAAACUGGAAUCGUGAAGUAUUUGGGAAUAUUUUCAAGCAGAAAAGGUCAUUGCUUGCUCGUAUUGGUGGAGUGCAGAAAAUUCUAGCUACUCGGGUUGAUAGGGGCUUAUUAAAAUUGGAAGCAAAGCUUAGAAGAAAACUUGAUGAAAUUUUGAGUAGAGAGGAGACUCUUUGGUAUCAAAAAUCUCGUAUUGAUUGGUUAAAGGAUGGUGAUCGUAACACUACGUUCUUCCACUUAAGUACCAUUGUCAGAAGAUGGAGGAACAAAAUAGUGGCUCUUAAAGAUAAUAACGGGGUAUGGAUUCAAGAUAAAGGGGAUAUUUAA